GUUGUACCCUUCUUUGUCCCGGUUCCCCUCCAUCGAUGAAACGAGGGUAGUCGUAGUCUUGACCCGGCUUUUCAGUGCUGAUGAUGAAUAUGUCGCGUUUUCUGUGGUUGAAGUGCUCAAAGAUAUUGUGCUAAAAGCGAUUAAUGAACGUAUUCACUCGCGAACUCGCUGUCACACUCGCGAUCGAAAUCUCUCUCUUUGUUGUUCAUUCCCCAAAUGUUUCCCAGAAUGUUGUGAGGGCUUCCAAUCAUGUCCGCAGUUGUUACAAAAGACGUUGAAUUAGAAAAUAUUCUGCAGCACAUAUUUAUGGAAUGCGACGUAUCUAUGUCGACGCCGGAUUUAACGCUAUCGAUAGGCGACGGGCUGCAGAUCUCCAAGAUCAUCAGCUAUAUCCAGGAACAAUUGCCGACCUGGUCAAUUGACAAUCUGGCGGAGUUGUGGAAGUGUUUGGAAACCGUUUCGAUGAACGACCAUGUAAAUUUGCAACAAUUCAAGGAAGCGACAAAAUGCUGGAUCGCCAACUUGCGGCAGAUUCAGCCUUUGCAGGACAGUAAUAAUAAUACGCAGGAAAAAAUCUACAUCGUGAACGACGCGGACACGUCAAUGAAAACUAUGGACACGAAUAAGGACAUCGUGGAUUUUGAGCUCCGUGUAAAAUUUCGGGAACUCCAGGAGGAGAAUAUUUUCCUUCACGACGAGCUUGAACGGCACGAAGCGUCAGUCAACAAUGCCAGACAGCAACACAGCAUUAUCGAAAAACAGUUAGAUCGUUACGUUCAGAAGUGUCAGCAACUCGAGAAAGAGAACGACGAGCAGAGAGAGCAAUUGAACGAGGCGAUUAAGAACGAAAAGACUAUGACUUUGACUCUUCAGAAAUCUACGAAAGAAUACCAGACUUUAAUGAAACAAUUAGAAGCCAUCGAGAUUGAGGUACAAGCUAUACCAUCUUUAAAAGAAAAAGUGGAAAAAAUUAGUAAGGAAAAAACGAAUUGCUUGAGACAAAUUGUCAAACUACAAGAAAAAUUUGACGAAAAGGAAAAUGAGUGCAACGAGUUAAAAGUUACAAUGACCGAAUUGGAGAGUACAAACAUUAGCAUGAGGGAAACUUAUGAAUACAAAAUUCGUAAUCUGCGCGAAAGGAAUCGUCAGCUUACGGAAGAAAACACGGAACUCCAAUCGAUUUCGGUUCUUAAUGGAUACAAUUCUGGUGAAAGAUUGUCGAUGUCGCCAAUUUUCGACAUGGAUAGACGCUGUACGCAUAGCACGCCUUACAAAUCGGAAAAAGUGCCGCUACAAAAUUCAUUGUACGCGGAAUUAAAAGCUUCAGGUUUUGCAGCCGAAUGUAGCAGGUACGAGUCGUGCAAACUAGAUCUUGAAGAAGAACUGGAUGAAUACGAUGCAGUAAUUUCCACGAUAUCGGAACAGAUAGAAAAAGUGGUACAGACUCUUAUCGCGAUGCGAGGCUCUACUUAUGACGUACUCCAGUUCAACCCGCAAGAUAUGAGCGCAAGAGCCUACAAUAUCGAAGCAUUGAAACACAAAGUAGCUUUUUUGCUGAAUAUGACGACCGAAGAGAUCACGAAAAAGAAUACCAAAGAAUCGAGCACGCAGCUUCGAGCCGAUUCGAUGAAUACGACCGAAGAUUUGGGCCAAUAUGGUGUCACGAGUUUCCAGGACCUGUUUCUGACACGCGCCCAACUGUAUCCAAAGCCGGGGACGAAUCUAUGGCCAAUAACUCCGCAAUGCGUGAAUGAGGACAAAGAUGAUAAUGAUUCUCCGCACGACGAUGUAUUUUUGAAAGUUAUAAGAACGUAUCCAAGCAUCAAAAGUCAAGCCCACAUCAUCAGUCCCAUCGUCGAAGAGUUACACGACAUUAUCGAGAGCACUUUGAACACGCUUGCCAAAGAUCAUUCGUCGUCAUCUGCAAGUUCAAGAUAUCGAUCGAUACAUACAUUAUCAUCGAGUCCGCAAUCGCAGCAGUCAUCUCCGCUGAACAGGAAAGACUCGGAGCGACAGACAUCUGAUUGUCAAAGUUCAAGAGCAAAUUCUCCCGAUGUUUCGUUCGCGCAGGGUGACGGUUUAACGCAAGGAAGCAGCGACAAAAAAUCCGCGUUGACUUUAGAGCCACGCAUUUCAUCUGAGAAGGAUUUCGUCCAUCCUGAGGGAAAUCAGUCGAGUGAAAUGUCGCAGGUAAGCGACCUGCAAGUGAAUUCGAAGAUUGCGUCGGAGGAGGAAACGAGUGCCAAGAGCGUCCAAACACCGGAAGCGAGCGGCGUGAACAAUCCGACGAGCCCCCGUAGAAAGAUCUCUGUUUAUUGCCGUUCGUUCGACUUGAUGCAAGAUCCGCGCGACGAUCAAGAGUCUGUCCUGAAAAUGAGACAGUCGUCCUGCGAUCAGCCCGCUGAAAUCAACGAGAGGCACGAUAUUCGAGACGACAACGUCGAGAGUGGCGCGUUCAAGUAUUCGUUCAAUCAGAAUUACCGCAAUAUAAAGAACGACAGCGAUUCCUCGACCAAUUCCACGCCGCAGAAACAAUCUCGGGACAGUCUGUUGGAGGAUGAACCGUCGAUUGGUCAGUCGGUUAGAAAAGUCUGUUUGGCGCCCACGCGCUUGAAAUUUCCACAAAAAGUUAAAAGCGAGCUGAACGAAGUCGCCGAGGUUUCCGACUGCGCUCCGUCCGCUGCAGGUUUCCCCGAAUUGGCGAUUUCGAGCUCUCCUCUGUCUUCCAUCGUUGACCGCGGACGCGGGAGAGAUGACGCUGCCGUACAUUCAUCUUCAAUUAUUAUAGACGAGCGCGAAGUAGAAGUGAUGUUCAAGCCGAAAUUCCCGAACGGGAAUAUUUCCCAGAAAUACCCAACGUCAGCUCGUCGCUUGAUUCUACACAAUCAUCCCAGUGCGAAUAUCGCGGAUUCUGAGAAUCCCCACUCUCAAGCGAAUGCACGGAGAGUCAACGGCAAGAAGCGAGUCGAGCGAUCAGUCGAUAGCCAAAUGUCGAGUCGCGAGGAGAGUUCGGCCGGUUCGGACAGCGAAUGCGAGCCGGCGGCAGGGUCCAGUGAUCAAUGUAUCGGCGAGAAAGUCGCGAACAACGCCGAUAGAGCAGUCAGUGCCGUAUCGCGCACAUCGGCGAGCGAUUCGGCUUCUACAAAGGUGGUGCCAUGCAGGAAUGCGCAGAACGACGGAAAAUCGUGCGGCAGGGACCUGUUGAACGUGAAGCAAGGGAGACGACAGCGACUCUUGAUGACCAGGAGAGCAAUUUCGGAGGGUGAAAGUAGCGACCGAUCGGAGUGCCGUUGCAAGCAGAAUGGAAAACUCCAGAGUGCACCUUCGGACCAAACCAGAGUCUUCCCGAGUCUCACGGACAGUCGUCUGCACGAAUCCGGGAUAGCCAACCUGUCGGAAACGGACUUGGACGUCAAGGAGAACCUGAGCGAGUUCGAACUGCAGAAGAGGUACAUAGCGUUCUCGCUGUGCCUCUGCACAGAUAGGGUGACUCUGCCGCAGAGGGUGUCGAUGUCGCUUCGGCAGCGCAAUCAAACGGAGAAGAAUCUCGUCUGCGAGGUGCAGAGAAUGCAGCAGGCUAUUCAGGAACUUGCGCCACUAUGCACGGACAGGGAAUCCGUGGAGCGGGUGGAGCGGGUCAGGCAUCAGUUGGACAUGAUCGCGCGGUGCGCGCACAGAGUGUCCUGCGCGGCCGAGACUUUAGGCGCUGUGCACCAGGAACGUAGGGUUUCCCGCGCCGUUUUGCUGGCCGACAGGUACCUCCAGAUUCUGCACUCUCGAUGCGAAAAGCUGGCCGCCAACGUCGCUGAGACGAAACGGAUCCUGGUAGAAAACAAUAUCGUGAUAGAGGAGAAUUCCGGUGAGCUCGGCGAUGAUCUGCCUCGCAUCAGAUGCAGGAGCGGCACAUCCGCCAAUAAUCGUAUAAUGAUUGCUAGGAGGAGAGCUAGCGUAGCCACAAUGUCUCGACCGCUCGGCAACGCACAGGACAUGUCAAAGGAUACCGCGAGGCAACGAAAUUCCGUUUCCGGACGCAUGACUCUCAGGAGACCGUCUGUCAGUUCCGAAUCUCCGAAGUGGGAAAAUGAGAAACUGGAUCGUACCGAUAGUUCUAACAGCAUCGGCGAAUUACGAGGUAUCUUCGAGCAGGCCGAAUCUCGGCGUAGCUCGAGGGAGGAAAAUAACAACAUGCGACUGAAUCACUCCAAUAGCCAAAAUAUAAUAAAUUGCCCGAUCGUUGAUGACGAAAUUUGGACGAAUGCUAAGCAGGAAGCUUCUCCCGUAGUUCUCCCCGUCAACAAAGACACCAAUCCGAACUAUAGAUUAUGCACAACAUUGUCGCAACCUCUCCGAUUAAGAAGCGUACCAUGGCGUACAAUGUUGUGGGGUUUUCUAUUUUUCUUCCUCGGCUUUUUCGUGAAUCAAGGAAUAUCGAUGAUGAACACUUGCAACGGCCCGUUAAGUAGAUGGCCCAUCGAACAGAUUUUUAGCAAUUACGUUCAGAUAAGAAACGCGGCGCCUCAUCCGAUGUGAUUUUCACAAUCUCUCUGCGCGGUUUCUGACUAAUAAAAUAAGUAAUAGAACUAAGUAUAUACAUACUGUAACAUAACGCUGAAAAAGGUGAACAAAAUAAUUGCAAGUGCGUCCACAUUCCAACGAGGUCGUACUGUAGCUGCGAAUACAAUAAUUGCGUCAAAAGGCUUUUGAGAUAUUAAUGUACGAGAAAAGUGUAUUUAUUUCGAUGUAUAGUGUAAAGAAAAAUUCACAUAAUUUCUCUAUUCCGUCAUUAUAAUUCUCGACACAACUACAGUGAGAAAUCAGAAGCGUUUAAAAAACUUUAGUUGAGGCAAUAAAUUAUAUUUAUAUAAAACAGUAGAGAUUAAUAUGUUUGUAUAAUAUCUAUGUAACUUUGUCAAGACAUUUUGAGAUAUUUAAAUUAUAAAAUUUGUUUUAAAUUUAAAAGUACAUAUUUAGAAACGUUAUAU
Molecule: messenger RNA, 4982 nt
Organism: Linepithema humile (Argentine ant)
Lineage: Eukaryota; Metazoa; Arthropoda; Insecta; Hymenoptera; Formicidae
Product: putative leucine-rich repeat-containing protein DDB_G0290503
Cellular component (GO): myosin filament; myosin II complex; cytoplasm
Molecular function (GO): actin filament binding; microfilament motor activity
Source: RefSeq, a predicted model, not a curated record